This is a messenger RNA of Stylonychia lemnae, 834 nucleotides long. NCBI's taxonomy places the organism in Eukaryota, Ciliophora, Spirotrichea, Sporadotrichida, Oxytrichidae. The record is from the annotation of a GenBank genome assembly.
AUGGGUGCUAUUUGCUGUGCUGAAGGAAGAAAAGGAGAAGCCGAUACUGAAGGACUUUCUACAUCUCAACUUAGGAAAGCUGUGGUUCACAAUACUGGAAUCGCUAAAGAUGAUAUUUUUGGAGACUAAAUGAAUGAUAUUGAUGAGACUUAGGAUGAUAUUGAUUCUAUCUAUAAAAAUAGAUUUGAAGAAAAUCUAAAGAUCAACUCGACAAAUCUUUUAGACUUCUACGAAAGAUUAAGAUUACAGGAGAGCGACUAUGGAAAAUAUGACUCUAAAGUUAAUGAGGAGAAGCUCAAAAUCUUGUUCAGAACAAAAGGAUCAGAGCUAUGUCAAGAUGUUCCAGUCAUCUGGUCUCAGUAUAUGUUUGAGAAAGGAAUCACUGUACCAAUGAUUCUUAAGGCAAUUCAUAACCCAGAGGAAAGAGUGAAGUGGGACAAGGAUUUAAGAUCAGCAGAGGUACCUAGAAUGGAAAACGAAAACUCUAUGAUGGUCUGGCAUUAACAGACAAAGUCAACUAUAAAAUACAUUCUCACCAGAGAUUUCCUAGAAAAGAAGAUUAAGUUUACAACUGGAAAUAAAAAGUACGUUUACUUCAGUUCCCUCCCAGAUGAGAUCUUAGCAGCUGCUGAUGGUGAGAGUAGAGCUUAUACAGUUUUCGGUUUCCAUGUAUUUGAGAGAUAAGAAGAUGGAAGAAUUCUAAUGGAAGUCAUCACUUAAACAGACUAUAAUGUUGGUGUCGGAGCUUUAGCUAAAAUAGCCUAGUCAGCUGUUGUCAGUUCAUUCCCCAAAACCCCAAAACCCCAUGCUAUCUAUAUUCAUAUGUGGAAGUGA